AUGCCCUACUCGACAGGUCCUGCGUCAGCGCCGCCCACGCCAGGCAGGUCGGGCCUGGGGGGCUGGCUGGACGCUCGCGCGGAGAAGAAGAUGGAGAAGCUGCGGAAGCAGGCCGAGGAGGCGCGCGAGCGUGCGGAGCGGGAGGCGGCGUUGCGCGCGGAGAAGCAGCGGCGGUGGGAGGAGGAGCGCCAGCGCAUGGAGCAGCUGGCCGCGGAGCGCGCCGCGCAGCAGCAGCAGCGCGAGGAGGAGCGCCAGAGGGCCGAGGCGGAGCGCGAGGCCGAGAGGGCGCGCAAGGAGGCGGAGCGCGAGGCCGAGAGGGAGCGCCAGCGGCUGGAGCGCGAGGCGGCCAAGCAGGCGGCGAUCCAAGCGAAGGAGCAGGCGCGGCUGGACGCGAGGCAGCGCCAGGAGCAGGCCCUGGCGGAGAAGGAGGCCGCGAAGCGCCGCAAGGAGGAGGCGAUCGCGCAGCGCGAGGCGGCGAAGCGCGAGGCGGCCGAGGCGCGCGCGCGCGAAAAGGCGGAGCGGCAGGCGCUGAAGGAGCAGAUGAAGCAGCUGCGCAAGCAGAAGCGCCUGUCCUACCAGGGGCCGCCGCACGGACAGGCGCAGCCCGCGCCGCCGCAGCAGCCCGCGCGCCCCGUGGUACCAUCGCAGGGCCUACCGCCGCUGCCGUCGCAGCAGGCUGCGCAGCAGCAGCAGCCCCAGCAGCAGCAGCAGCAGCAGCAGCAGUCCGUGUCGGCGCCCGUCUCUGGCCUGAACACGCCCACGCAGCCGGGCACGCCGCGACAGUCCGCAGUGGCAGGGCAGCAGGCGACCACGCCCCGCAAGGCGAGCCCGUUCCGCAGCCUCUUCUCGUGGGGCAGCAAGAAGCCGGACAGGUCGGAGAUGCAGCAGCUGAAGGCGGACAACGCACGCAUGUACCAGCACAACCAGCGCUUCGUGCACCGCAUCCGGGAGCUGGACGCCGAGGUCAAGCAGCAGCGGGAGAUGUACAACCUGGCAGACUUCAAACUCCAUCUCCUGGUCGACAUGUGGGCCGCCAACAUGCUGGACCAGGAGGCCGCGGUGGAGAAGCCGCCGGCGCACGCGGGAGGCAGCGCGGCGCCGGCGGGACGCAUCGACGACUUCCCGGGGCGCCGGCAGGACCAGGCGAGCAUGUCGAUGAUAUCGUCGAUCGAGAGCCAGCCGGGGUACCCGGGCGUGCGCGCGUCCUGA
Molecule: messenger RNA, 1209 nt
Organism: Pedinophyceae sp. YPF-701
Lineage: Eukaryota; Viridiplantae; Chlorophyta; Pedinophyceae
Source: the annotation of a GenBank genome assembly